Messenger RNA from Chiloscyllium plagiosum (whitespotted bambooshark), 2511 nucleotides. RefSeq names its product guanylyl cyclase inhibitory protein. The record is from RefSeq and is a predicted model, not a curated record. NCBI's taxonomy places the organism in Eukaryota, Metazoa, Chordata, Chondrichthyes, Orectolobiformes, Hemiscylliidae. Gene Ontology annotation, molecular function: calcium ion binding.
AUGGGCCAGAGCGCUGUGCUUCCUCCAAGGAGGAAGGAUACGUAUGUUCUGGAACUUCAUGUGUGGUACAGAAAAUUCAUCAAAGAGUGUCCUAGUGGGUUGAUCACCCUUCAUGAGUUCAGGCGCCAUUUUUGUGAUGGGACCGUAGGUCCCAAGUCUUCUGAAUAUGCCGAGCAGAUCUUCAGGACUCUGGAUGAUAACAGGGAUGGGACAGUUGAUUACCAUGAAUAUGUGACCGCUAUCAGUCUGCUGAUACAGGGCAGUCCGGAAGAAAAACUAAAGUGGUCAUUUAAAUUAUACGACAAGGAUAAAGAUGGAGCAAUUACACGUUUAGAGAUGCUGGAAAUUAUGCAGACGAUAUAUAAAAUGAGUUUGGCAGCUUCACUGACUAAAGUUGACCCCCAAACAGCAGAAGAAUGCACCAACAGAAUUUUCAUUCGGCUGGACAAAGACAGAGAUGCUGUUAUCAGCCAGAAGGAAUUUAUUGAAGGAGCUCUGGGAGAUCAGUGGAUCCGUGCAAUGUUGGAAUGUGAUCCCAAUACAGUUGAUGUUCCAAGGUCUCCUUAGAUGUCUCACUCUGCUUAUGAACGCUUCAUAUUGAAAAUUCAACAGGCUUGAUGUGAACGAGAGCGAAACCCAAUCAGUCAGGAGGGAAACAGCUGUGAAGAAUGCAAAGUUAAAGGGAAGUACUGGUACUGAAAAUAAAAGGAACAUUCUGAAAUCAACAUCUAAGGACAGAAUUCACAAUUUUAUCACAUGUUAUCACAUUUGUCCCACAUGCCAGUGUUGAAAAAUGCAAGAAGCAACUUUCUAAUAAGGAGAGAUGAUAAUAUCACAUGUAAUUCUGAGGCUAAUGUUCCUGCAGCUAGGGUUCAAAUCUCCCACAGCUGUCCGUGAAAUUUGAAUUCAACUAAUAAACCUGAAGCUUGAAACUACAUUGGCAAACAUUCACUUCCUCCACACCGACGCUCAGUAUGUACCAUUUACAGUAAAACUUCACUGGAGCUGCUUCGACAGUACCGAUCAAAUUUGUGAUUACUAACAUGAAGAUGGACAAAGGGAGCAAGUACAUGGGAAUGUUAACCCUGAAAGUUCCCCUCCAACCACACACACAACUUGGAAAUGUAUUGCUGUUCCUUCAGUACCACUGGGUCUAGAUCCUGGAACUCUCACCCUAACAACACUGUGGAUGCAUCCACACCCUAUAGAUUGCAGCAAAUCAUGAAGACAGUUCACCAUUAUCUUCCUCAGGGCAACUAAGGAUCCAGCCAGCAUCGCCCACACCUUGUGAAUGAAGAAUAAGCAGGUUAUUAAGCCAGUGAGUGUGAAACGAUCAUCGAUUAUUGUAUAAACCCAUUUGGUUCUCUAAUGUCCUUCAGGGAAGAAAUUCUGUCAUCCUUACUUGGUCUGGCCAACAUAUGACCCCAAGGAAUGUAGUGUGUCUCUUAAUCGACCGUGUGCAGUUAUUAUACUGAGCCACUCAGUCCCAGGGCUAGCCUUGCCAAUAAUUUCCAAUGAAUUAAAGAAAAAAUCUUGGCAUAAGUGAGCUAAACCCUGAUUUGACAACAUCAUGGACCAUAGGAUAAAGAUUCGCUGUACUAUAUUUGCAUGCUCCAGAAUGACGCAUCACUCAAUGCCAGAGUGCACUGCCUCUGAUAAUUCAGUCUAAACAGGAUAGCAAUUGCUCAGAGGGGAGCUCUGAAUUCAAAGGGCAUGGUUCAGGACUCCACUCUAGAGAUUUAGACAUUGCAUUGUAAGAGUGAGCGAAAGUUAAACGGUCAGAGAUGAGUUUUUUGGACGAGUUUAUUCAUUCAUGCAGGUGGCAUGGGUGUCAUUGUGUGAGCCAGCAAUAAUUGUCCAUUCCUGGUUGCCAUUGAGAAGGUGGUAGUGAGCUGCCUUCUUGAACUGCUGCAGGUAGAACCACAAUACCAUUAUGGUGCAGGCUCCAAAUGCUAACCUUACUCUGCCCUCUCAGGUGAACACAAAAAUCCAAUGAUCACUAUUUUAAGGAAGAGCAGGAGAAUAGUUGCCAAUGUUUCUGGUUGAUUCUCAUCUCUCAAUUGACAUCUCUAAGUGGAUUAUUAAUUCAUUAUCAUUUUUAUGGUGUGCACAAAUUUGCUGCCUUUCCCAUCAUUACACCAGUGGUUGGUCUUCAGAAGGAUUUCAUUGGCUGUAAAGUGCUUUGGCGUGCACUGAGGAGGUACAUGGCUCUAUAGAAAUGCAAGUUCUAUCUUUUUACUUCCUGUAAUGAGCUGUAGGAACAGUAAAAUGGAAUUUUGCUUCCUCAAUCUCUGCUGCUUUGCAUUAUUGCAACAUUAUCUAAUAUGUAGUUCAACCAAACUAUCUUUGCAGACCAACAGCAGCGUAUUAGAACAACUUUAAUGUUAUGUACCAAGGAGGUGCAGCUCCUGGAUGCUAUUGUUACUAUGGCACAGUAUGUGAUUCAAUUUCUCAAUAUGAUUUAGACUGUAAAGAGGACAUUUGGAUCAGAUUACUUCUAAUAAAUAGAAA